Periophthalmus magnuspinnatus is the source of this 777-nucleotide messenger RNA. RefSeq lists its product as uncharacterized. The record is from RefSeq and is a predicted model, not a curated record. The transcript has 7 exons. NCBI's taxonomy places the organism in Eukaryota, Metazoa, Chordata, Actinopteri, Gobiiformes, Gobiidae. Bases 1 to 732 code for a protein of 243 amino acids.
AUGUCAAAUCGACUCAGAGUGAAUGAAAACUGUGGUCUGGAGAUUCAAAAUGUCCAGUCUCAGGAUGCUGGACAGUUCUACUGUCAACAAUACGAUACAUCUGUACAAUCAGGACGCCUAGUGCCUGAUGCUCCUGUGUAUCUGUCUGUGGUCUCAGUGACUAAAAAGAACAAUAAGGAGAACGUUCAGUUAAGAUGUAAUGUGUCCUCCUUUUUCUCUGAUGUCAAAACAAAAUGGCAGUUCAACGGCCGAGAUGUCAAUAAUCUAACAUUAAUCACAACAGACCGUCGAGAUGCCACCAGUGUCACAGUUCCAAAAUCACAUUUCUAUUACAAAGACGUGGAUCUGUUCAAAUGUGAAGUGUCUCAUGGAGUGAACAAGAAGAUCUUCUCUCUCAGAUCCAACAAACCAGAGGAAGCUCAAACUACAGCCUCUCCACAGAACAAGAGCACAUAUGGAGGUUGGCUGUGGGCAGUGAGGGCGGCUGUAGCUGCAGUACUUCUCACUGUGGUGGCCCUGGUCACACGGUGGAGAGUCAGAGUGAAGUCUGCGGACACCGGAAACGACCCCCCUGUUGAACCUGAAGAGGGAGUGUCCUACGCCACCGUCAGCUACAAGAGGAACAACCAGAGAAAUGAGGUCAGACCGAGUGAGGAGGCAAUGAUCUACAGCUCAGUGAGGAACACCACUGUGGAGGACCCUGCUCAGCUCUACGCCACCGUCAAGAAAUAAACAAACAACCAAGACACGAAAAACUAAUACACCAGCAACUAAACA